Portunus trituberculatus (swimming crab) is the source of this 708-nucleotide messenger RNA. RefSeq lists its product as uncharacterized. The transcript is spliced from 5 exons. The coding region runs from base 1 to 708 and encodes 235 amino acids. The record is from RefSeq and is a predicted model, not a curated record. NCBI's taxonomy places the organism in Eukaryota, Metazoa, Arthropoda, Malacostraca, Decapoda, Portunidae.
AUGGUCGCCGUCGCCUUGUUAACGUGGCUACUCUUCCUCAGUACACAGUCCCUGCGGUCCGCUGCACUGCUGCGCCAAUCUUUAGAAAGCACAGCACCAGAAGCACUAGCAGCAGUGCAAGGCGUCUUGGCGUCACAGCGUCAGCACCAGUGUCCGGCGCUGCUCUUGUAUGACAACCCUAGCCAGGUUGCUCUCACAUUCGUGAAGGACACCGAGAAGCUAUCGCCACGCGGCAUCGCCAUCUUCCUGGUCGCGUCUCAACACACCCAGGGUAAUGAAACGCUGGCGUUCCUGAAGGCGACGGUCGACAAGGUUCGUCAGAUGGGAGGGGCGUGGCACUGCCUGGUGGUGGUGGUGGUGAGUGAUGACCCAGCCUUCCUCACCGCUUUCGCCCAAUUCUCACUCAGGCGUCACGCCCUCAGGUGGUCCACCAAGAUUCUCAUCUUCACUCACCUCCCUCUCAGCCAUCUUAGCGGCCUACAUAACCUUCUCUCCAACAGAAACGCCAUGCUGCUCCUCGCGCACCGGAGCCAGAAAACCACAAGAUUCCCAUCAGCACCAACGUUGACUGUGGCGGUAGAAUUCAUGCCUCACCAUUCUCUCACGUGGGUGGACGACCCGCUCGCCGAGGAUGGACGCCGUCUUCACUACACUGGUGCCAUGGCAAAAAUUGUUGGUUAUCUUGGGGAAGGACUUAAUUUUACGUAA